Molecule: messenger RNA, 1316 nt
Organism: Rhopilema esculentum
Lineage: Eukaryota; Metazoa; Cnidaria; Scyphozoa; Rhizostomeae; Rhizostomatidae
Product: isocitrate dehydrogenase [NAD] subunit alpha, mitochondrial
Biological process (GO): isocitrate metabolic process; tricarboxylic acid cycle
Cellular component (GO): mitochondrion
Molecular function (GO): magnesium ion binding; isocitrate dehydrogenase (NAD+) activity; NAD binding
Source: RefSeq, a predicted model, not a curated record
GCCUCUUUUUCAAACAAAUCUCCUUGAGGUCCGUUAAAAUGGCGUCCAGAUCUGUUAAAAAGUUUGGUAACUUCUUUUGCCAAUUAUAUAGUGAACAAGCGAGAAGCACCAAGCAUGGAAGAAUAUUAUGCAGUCAGAUUCAGAAAAGAAAUAUGGGCAAUAAUGCAUCUGUUACUUUGAUACCUGGAGAUGGUAUUGGGCCUGAAAUUUCCGAAUCCGUAAAGAAGAUUUUUGCUGCAGCAGAGGUUCCUAUUUCAUGGGAAGAAGUUGAUGUUACCCCCGUUCGUGGUCUUGAUGGUAAAAUCCAAAUACCCCAAUCAGCCAUAGAAUCAGUUAACAAAAAUAAAGUGGGACUCAAAGGUCCACUAGCAACUCCAAUAGGAAAAGGCCACGUUUCUCUUAAUUUAACUCUAAGAAGAACAUUUAAUCUUUAUGCAAACGUGCGUCCGUGCAGAUCAAUCUCUGGUUUUAAAACUGCCUACGACAACGUAGAUAUUGUCACAAUAAGAGAAAAUACGGAAGGGGAAUACAGUGGCAUAGAGCAUUUGGUUGUAGAAGGUGUUGUGCAAAGCAUCAAACUUAUUACAAGGGAAGCAUCUCAAAGAAUAGCAGAUUUUGCAUUCGCGUUUGCUAGAGACAAUGACAGGCAAACUGUUACGGCAGUACACAAAGCAAACAUCAUGAGACGAUCAGAUGGUCUGUUCCUGCAAUGCUGUCGUGAAGCGGCUGAAAGGAAUAAAGACAUAAAGUAUAACGAGAUGUACCUCGACACAACUUGCCUCAAUAUGGUGAAGGAACCAACAGAAUUCGAUGUCCUAGUCAUGCCAAAUCUUUACGGUGAUAUUCUCAGUGACUUGUGUGCUGGUCUUAUUGGGGGUCUGGGCCUUACACCCAGUGGCAAUAUUGGUAAAGAUGGAGUCGCUGUCUUUGAAGCUGUGCACGGAACAGCCCCAGAUAUUGCUGGGCAAGAUAAGGCAAACCCUACAGCCCUGCUCCUUAGUGGCGUCAUGAUGCUGAAGCAUAUGAAACUGAAUUCCUACGCAGAAAGAAUAGAAAAGUCAUGCUUCAAAACCAUAAGUGAAGGAAAGGUAACCACUGGAGAUCUUGGUGGAAAGGCAAAGUGUUCUGAGUACACGAAUGAAAUAAUCAGAAAUCUGGACGCAUGAACUGUGUUGCUUGUGUCAUUGUAAAGCGUUAUACAAAUGUUUAUGUAUUUAACGGUUAUUAUUUACUCUUUUGUCAAUGUUUGCAAAUAUUUCCAGAAUUAGAAUUGUAUUUUAUUUAUGAGUUCAAAAAUGAUGAUUAUAAAUCGCCAA